Molecule: messenger RNA, 1798 nt
Organism: Macaca mulatta (Rhesus monkey)
Lineage: Eukaryota; Metazoa; Chordata; Mammalia; Primates; Cercopithecidae
Source: RefSeq, a predicted model, not a curated record
UUUCCAGACAAGGCUCACCCGUUCCAACUCGAGGUGCCAGGGCCAGCUGGAGGUCUACAUCAAGUACGGAUGGCACAUGGUUUGCAGCCAGAGCUGGGGCCGGAGCUCCAACAGGGAGGACCCCAAUCAAGCGUCAAAAGUCUGCCAGCGACUGAACUGUGGGGUGCCCUUAAGCCUUGGUCCCUUCCUUAUCACCGACAGACAUCAGAGCCAAAUCACCUGCUACGGACGCCUGGGCUCCUUCUCCAACUGCAGCCACAGCGGAAGAGAUGUGUGUCGCCCUCUGGGCCUGACCUGCUUAGAGCCCCAGACGACAACACCUCCACCCACAAGGCCCCCGCCCACCACAACUCCAGAGCCCACAGCUCCUCCCAGGCUGCAGCUGGUGGCACAGGCUGCAGGGCACUGUGCCGGCGUGGUGGAGUUCUACAGCGGCAGCCUGGGGGGUACCAUCAGCUAUGAGGCCCAGGACAAGGCCCAGGACAAGACCCAGGUCCUGGAGAACUUUCUCUGCAGCAGCCUCCAGUGUGGCUCCUUCUUGAAGCAUCUGCCAGAGACCGAGGCAGCCACAGCCCAAGACCCAGGGGAGCUGCGGGAACACCAGCCCUUGCCAAUCCAAUGGACGAUCCGGAACUCGAGCUGUACCUCCCUGGAGCAUUGCUUCCGGAAAAUCAAGCCCCGCAACAGUGGCCAAGUUCUUGCCCUCCUCUGCUCAGGUUUCCAGCCCAAGGUGCAGAGCCGUCUGGUAGGGGGCAGCAGCAUCUGUGAAGGCACCGUGGAGGUGCGCCAGGGGGCUCAGUGGGCAGCCCUGUGCGACAGCUCUUCAGCCAAGAGCUCUCUGCGAUGGGAGGAGGUAUGCCGGGAGCAGCAGUGUGGCAGCUUCAACUCCUAUCAAGCGCUGGACGCUGGUGACCCAACAUCCCGGGGGCUCUCCUGUCCCCAUCAGAAGCUGUCACAGUGCCACGAACUUACAGAGAGAAAGUCCUACUGCAAGAAGGUGUUUGUCACAUGCCAGGAUCCAAAUCCAGCAGGCCCAGCCGCAGGCACCGUGGCAAGCAUCAUCCUGGCCCUGGUGCUCCUGGGGGUGCUGCUGGUCGUGUGCGGCCCCCUUGCCUACAAGAAGCUGGUGAAGAAAUUCCGCCAGAAGAAGCAGCGCCAGUGGAUUGGCCCAACGGGAAUGAACCAGAACAUGUCCUUCCAUCGCAACCACACAGCAACCGUCCGGUCCCAUGUUGAGAACCCCACAGCCUCCCAUGUGGAUAACGAAUACAGCCAACCUCCCAGGAACUCCCGCCUGUCAGCUUAUCCAGCUCUGGAAGGGGCCCUGCAUCGCUCGUCCACACAGCCUGACAACUCCUCCGACAGUGACUACGACCUGCACGGGGCUCAGCGGCUGUAACGAACUGGGAUCCAGGAGCAAAAUGCCAAGAGCCAGACCUGCUUGUCCUGAGAAAACUGUCCGCUCUUCACGUGAAAUGAUGUCCCUAUUUCUACCCCGGCCAGAACAUGGACAGAGGCCAGGAGCCUUCCAGACAGGCGCUGCUGCUCCGAGUGGCAGGCCAGCUUACACUGCUGCAUGACAGCUCGGCCGCCCCUCCACGCGUGGAAGCUGUGGCGGGCAGAGCCCCAAAACAAGCAGCCUUCCAACUAGAGACUCAGGGGUGUCCGAAGGGGGCCCCCUUUCCCUGCCCGCUGGGGAGCGGCACCUGAGUGAAAUCGGCUUUCUUCUCAGACUCUGUCCCUGGUAAGCAGUGACAAGGAAGCUCACAGCUGGGCGAGUGCAUUUUGAAUAGUUCUU